GCAUGUGUAUACUCGAUGUAUGCAACAUUUAUUGUCAUUGACCAUGAUGUAACAUUAUAUGCAACACAAUUAGUGAAUAAUAUUAGUAAUAAAAUAUGCCUAGACGCUGUAAAUAAUGACGUGAAAAUAAAUUUGUGGCAACUAUGGCUGCUUGAAGACCACGCGCAACUCCUCCGGGACGCACUUUGCAUGAGCGAACAUGUAGGUUGUGACGUCAUCGCCCAUAAUGUUGGCUCAAUUACGUCGUUGAGUGAAUUCAGCCUUAGGCGGCAUGCAAGACUUCGUCGAGAAUAUCUUUACCGCAAGAGUAUACAGGAUCGUCAUGCCGCCAUGCAGCAAAGGAAAGAGAAAAUCAAAGCGUCAUUGCAAGAGGGCAAAGAAAUUCCCACUGCCCUGCAAGUUAAGGCUUUGGGGCUGAUGGCAAGUGGUGACUGGGAUGACCCUGGACCUCAGUUAGCAGUGGAACUGGGUGGAGAGGCUGCUGGUGGAUCCACCAAUGUUGAUGACGAGUAUAGAUGGGCUGGUGUCGAGGACCCCAAGAUUGUCAUCACAACAUCCAGAGAUCCAUCAUCUAAGCUUAAACAGUUUGCAAAGGAAGUGAAACUUCUGUUUCCCAACUCUCAGCGUAUAAACCGAGGUAACUACGAGAAUAAACAGCUGAUAGAGGCGUGUCGAGCAAAUGAAGUGACAGAUUUUAUUAUUCUGCAUGAAACAAGAGGCAAUCCAGAUGGACUGGUGAUUAGUCACCUGCCCAAUGGUCCAACUGCAUAUUUCACCCUUGCCGAUGUUGUGAUGCGUCAUGACAUUCCAAACAUAGGAACCAUGUCUGAGCAGUACCCACACCUCAUAUUUCACAACUUUAAGACUCAACUGGGAACUCGGACCCAGAACAUUCUCAAGUAUCUGUUCCCAGUUCCUAAAGAUGACAGCCAACGAGUUGUAUCAUUCACUAACUGGGAUGACUGGAUCCUCUUCAGACAACACACAUAUAAGAAGGUUGAUGGUGGGAAAGACUAUGCCCUCAACGAGAUAGGCCCACGCUUCAGCAUGAAAUUAUAUCGCAUUAUUAUGGGUACAAUGGACCAGGAUCGGGCAGCAGAUACUGAAUUUGUUCUUCGACCGUACAUGAACACAGCAAAAAAACGAAGAUUCUUGUCAGAUGUUGAUCCAUGGUAAAAGCAAGAGUGGUUAUAUUAAGUACUCCAUGUAUUAAGUUUCUGGAAUGUGGCUGUUAAUUAAUACCAUACAGCAAAAUUGUUUA
This is a messenger RNA of Procambarus clarkii (red swamp crayfish), 1261 nucleotides long. RefSeq names its product U3 small nucleolar ribonucleoprotein protein IMP4. Gene Ontology annotation, cellular component: small-subunit processome; Mpp10 complex; nucleolus. Gene Ontology annotation, molecular function: snoRNA binding; rRNA primary transcript binding. NCBI's taxonomy places the organism in Eukaryota, Metazoa, Arthropoda, Malacostraca, Decapoda, Cambaridae. The record is from RefSeq and is a predicted model, not a curated record. Gene Ontology annotation, biological process: rRNA processing.